Molecule: messenger RNA, 12335 nt
Organism: Schistocerca americana (American grasshopper)
Lineage: Eukaryota; Metazoa; Arthropoda; Insecta; Orthoptera; Acrididae
Gene: Gcn2
Product: eIF-2-alpha kinase GCN2
Exons: 28
Coding region: 246-5117 (1623 amino acids)
Biological process (GO): regulation of translational initiation by eIF2 alpha phosphorylation; DNA damage checkpoint signaling
Molecular function (GO): protein binding; ATP binding; eukaryotic translation initiation factor 2alpha kinase activity
Source: RefSeq, a predicted model, not a curated record
AAGAUAAAAUCAACAUAGCUCUGGCAAUUUCAAAAGUGCGGGGUUAACUUGUAGAUGAUAUAUUUUAUAUCCCUUACGCGGAACGAUUUUAUUUUUCGCUUCGCUUUUCACUGAUCCUGAUGUGUACACAGAAAAAGUCUUGAAAAUAAAAUAGAACCAACGACACCUUUGCUUUGUUGAAAAUGUAGAUCAAGACUCAGCGUCAUCAAUGUGUGGUACGCGGUUUACGGGUUGUGCUAUGUAGUAUGGAAUCUCCGGAAGAACGCCAAGAAAAUGAAAUACAAGCAUUAAAGGCUAUAUUUGUAGAGGAGCUUAAAGAUUUACGUCAUAAUGAUGCCUGGAAUAUUUGGCGCCCACUGGACAUAAUAAUAACACUGACUCCUCAGCAAGGAAGUUCUGGUCGCCAUGAAGUUCAUGCUCAAGUUGAUCUCCAUGUUAUUUGUUCGGAAAAUUAUCCCGAAGAUGUUCCUACACUUAUUCUGGAAAGAAGUAAAGGCUUAUCUGUUGCGGUGCUCCUUCAGUUGAAGACAGAACUGGAAAAUUUAGCCCAGAAAUUAAAAGGAGAAGUGAUGGUGUUCGAGUUGGCACAACAUGUCCAGAAAUUUUUGCAUUUACAUAAUAAACCAGCCUUUAAAUCGUUUUAUGAAGAAAUGGUAACUCGUCAGCAUGAACAGAGACAAAAUCAGCAGCUUGCACUCAAAAUGAAAGAAGAUCGCCAGAGACAAGAGCUUCAAGGGGAGAUAAUGCGAAGGCAGGAGGCUCUCCGAGAGGAACUGCGCCGUCAUCGACUACAGUCUCGCACUGUCAGUGCUGAAGGCACAAAAGAUGUGAAAUCUCCACCUGCUGUUCAAGGCACAGCAGUAGAACGAAUUAGAUCAUCUUCAUUUGGACGUAAUAGCUCUCUGUCUCGUAAGAGACAUCAUGAUGUAACUAUUUCGUGUAGGUGUAGCAGUACUUCAGAGAGCAGUGAUGGCUGCAUCUGUGAACAUCGGGGUUCAGUACUGAUGCAAUUCAAUAACCGUGGUGAGCGACAAGUACGUCGUGGUCGCUGCCUCGGUCAUGGAACAAGAGGAUGUGUGGUAUAUUCGGGAAUGGACAUGACUACAGGGGAACUACUGAUAAUCACUGAGUGGUGCCUGCGCUGCCAUCAGAACAAACAUACAAGACAUGCUUCACCAAGCGAUGAUUCAGAGCCAAGCGAAAUGACCAAUUACAUGAAGCAGGUUUCAAGCAUAGAACAGGAGUUAAAUUACCUGCACAAAUUGAGGCACCCCAAUUUAAUUCACUAUCUCAACAUGAAGUAUUCCCAGGAGAAAGACUGCCUCAUUAUUUAUGUGUUACAGGAGUUUGUGUAUGGGUGGAACUUAUCAUUAUACCUAACUGAGAAUCUUCCAGUUGAAGGUGACUUGUUGAGGCAUUUGUCCAAAGGUGUACUUGAAGCUCUUGCCUUUUUGCAUCAGAACAAUGUUGUUCACAAAGACCUCAGAGACACAAGUGUAUUCAUUGACAGGACAGGUUUGGUGCGUGUUGGUGACUAUAGUCUGGAUAAACGAUUAUCAGAAAUCUAUCAAUCUUCAGUAACUGAAAGAACUGAAAAUACCUUUCCCCCAUCAUUGGGACGUGGUGGCAAAAAAUCAGAUAUCUAUCGAUUUGGAAUUCUUAUUUUGUCACUACUUCGUGGGUGUAUAGUGACAGAUAUGCUACCAGAAAUACCUACAUGUACUCCAUCAGAUCUAAGAGACUUUCUAGAGAAAUGUUUUGCAAAGGAUGAACAUAUGCGUUGGAGUGCAGCACAGCUCCUGGAACACCAGUUUGUACGGAUUCCCAUUGAACGUCUUCCCAGUCCUUGUAAAAGUGCCGAUGACGCACAGCAACCUGAGGAUGAAACGUUUGAAGAGGAACCUGAUACUGAUAUUCACAUGAUAUUGCCAACCAAUCUCAAGGGGCAGUCCAGAAUCCAAAAUGAGUUUGAAGUGCUCAAGUGGCUGGGGAAAGGAGCAUUUGGUGAUGUACUGAAGGUUCGGAACAAAUUGGAUGGUGGUGUGUAUGCUAUCAAACGUAUUGAAUUGAAUCCCAAAAAUCGUCAGUUAAACCGUAAAAUCACUCGAGAAGUGAAGCUGCUGUCCAGAUUGAACCAUGAAAAUGUUGUGCGCUACUUUAAUUCCUGGAUUGAAAGUGCAACUAUUGAACAGCCAGCAACAACAGUUAGCAGUCGGACACCUUCACCUGCUGGAACCCAAUCGAGUCAGAGUAAAAUGAAGACCUUAUUGAUUCCUGACUUUGAACCACCACCUCUGAAAGAACUCAGUGUGGAGUGGAGCGUAUCAUAUGAAAGUCAUGCGAGUGGUAUCCUUGAUGGAAAUGUCAGUUCUGAAGAAAGCUCAGAAGAUGAAGAAUGGAUCAGUUUUUUACCAGAUUGCGACUCAUCUGAUGGAGUGGAAUUUGAAAGAGACACAUCUGUUGUUGAGCAGCAGUAUUCAUCUACAGCACCUUCUACAGAUCGCGAGGAAUCUGCCCCCGAGGAUCGCCUCCAAUCAGAACUUCGAGAGAUACAGUUCAUGUACAUACAGAUGGAGUUCUGUGAAAAAAGCACUCUCAGGACUGCCAUAGACAGUGGAUUAUAUGAAGAUCAAGAUCGAAUUUGGAGACUUUUUCGAGAGAUGGUUGAUGGCUUGGCACACAUCCACCAGCAGGGUAUGAUUCAUAGAGACCUCAAGCCUGUAAAUAUUUUUCUUGACUGCAAUGACCAUGUCAAGAUUGGUGACUUCGGGCUUGCUACAACCAACAUCUUGACAAGACCUGGAGCACUUGCACAUCUGGAGCCCAACAACAUAGUAUCUGACCAAAUGUCAUUUUCAAAUGAUCUUGGAGAUGGAUCAAUGACUGGUCAGGUUGGCACCGCACUAUACGUUUCCCCAGAAUUAGGGAGUGCAGGUGGCAAAGUAGUUUACAAUCAGAAGGUGGACAUCUAUAGCUUGGGCAUCAUUCUUUUUGAAAUGUGUUAUCAUCCACUAAAAACAGGGAUGGAGAGAGUGAAAGUGUUGGUAAAUUUGCGCAGCAAAGAUAUAAUUCUUCCAUCUGAUUUCAAUGAAGAAAAAAUGCCCAGACAGACGUAUAUAAUACGGUGGUUGCUCAACCAUGACCCUAGUCUUCGACCUACUUCCUUGGAAUUACUGCAGUCAGACUUCUUACCACCACCACAACUUGAAGAGGCAGAAUUGCAAGAAAUGGUGCGUCACACAUUAUCAAACCCACAGAGCAAGGCUUAUAAGUAUCUAGUGGCAUCAUGCUUCUCACAGGAAGUGACACCAGCUGAAGACCUCACUUAUGACAUGAAUUUACCGAAGCCAUCUCCUGCACUGCAAGAGUUUGCCAAGGAGACAGUGACUCGUGUAUUUCGUCGCCAUGGAGCUGUCUGUGUACCGACUCCUCUUCUAAUGCCACGUGAUAACUCUUUGCUUCCAGCAGACACAGGUGUACAGCUUAUGACACAUUCAGGAGGUGUUGUGUCUUUGCCUCACAAUCUCAGAGUUCCGUUUGCUCGUUAUGUUGCAUGGAAUGGAAUAUCAACCCUCAAGCGAUAUGCUAUUGACAGAGUAUAUCGAGAGAAGAAAGUUUUUGGCUUUCAUCCUAGAGAGCUUUACGAAUGUGCUGUGGAUAUUGUUACACCAAACCCAGGUACCAACACAGCCGAGGCUGAAUUGCUUGCAAUUGUAUGGGAGGUGGUGACAGAGUUCCCUAAUUUACGGGAUAAGAAUUGCUCAUUUCGUCUCAGUCAUACACUACUUCUGAAAGCAAUUCUUUUACAUUGUGGAAUUGAAGAAGAAAAGCAUGCAGAUGUUAGCAGUAUCUUGAGUGAAGCCAAGGAUGAGAAGUAUUCCAGAUUUCAGCUGCAGACUCGACUGAUCAGCCUGUGCCUUACCGACCAAGCUAUUGAUUCAUUGUUUGCAUUCAUUGAAUCAGAAUGCUCUAUCGAAAAACUGGCAAUGAAUUUCCGUAGCAUUACCCGAAGGAAAGGCGAAGCUGCUACCCUUGCAAAGCAAGCCAUUAGAGAACUUGAGAUGAUUGUUAGCCACACUGAAGCUCUUGGUGUAAAGUGUCCAAUUGUGGUAGCACCAGGCCUUGUUUUUACUGUGCCCCAGUACUCGGGAAUGACAUGUCAAUUUGUUUGUGAACUCAAGAAAAAACGUAGGAAAACUGGACUUGAUGUUAUUGCAGCUGGUGGGCGGUAUGAUGGCAUGCUUGCCAAGUUCAGGCAUACACUUGAGCUGACAGGAUUGGCAACACGCGGAAUGACUCAAUCAGCUGCUGGUGUAAGCAUCUCACUGGAUAAAAUAGUGUUAGCCUUGCAAGAGGCUCGAGCUGUCCUGUCUGGAGCAGCUAGUACAGUAGAUGUAGUUGUUUGCUCCCUAGGACAACGCUUCCUCUUCAAGCAGAAAGCUAGUAUUGCCAAAGAACUCUGGGCUCAUGGUGUGCAAACAUUGCUUCUUGAUACCAUGCAGACCCUGGAAGAGGUUCAAGAUUACUGCCGAGAGAUGUCUGUGCCCCACUUUAUAAUGCUAAAAGACUGUGAAGUGGAAUCAGUCAGAGUCCGAAGCUGGGAAAAAGACAGGUUCCAGGAACGUAAAGUGCAAUUAAAUGAAUUGGUAGACCUGAUGCUAAGGUUAACUGGUAAGGAACCUAGCACACCAAAUUCACGAGUUGAAGCGAAAAAUGAAUUUUUUACUCAAACAAAUCCAGGACCUCCAAGCAGUGGCCCUCUAGUUAAUUGCAAUUUUAACCUCACACUUGAUAAGUUAAAUGUCAGUCAACGGCGACGCCAUGAAGGGCUGAUGAAAGCAGCUCUGUCUCCUUUAUUAGCUCGUUUGUCACCUAAAGUUCGUGUUGAGGUCUUGGCACUUAACCUCGAUGCCAGUGUUAUUAGGACCUUGUCAGCAUAUGUGGAUGCUGAAUUUGACUUCCAGCAAUCAGUGACAGCAGUAAUUGAAAAGCAUCCCCGUCAUAAGAAGUACAUCAUAAGAAUCUGUGAAGAAAUAAUGGACUUGAGGAGUGGAAAGAAUAGUCCAGUCAUUGUUUUAUACAGUGUCGAAGAAAAUGUCAUUAGAAUGUUGAUGUAAGGUGAAAUAUGUUAUGAAAUGAAACUGCCAGCGAUGGUAAAAAAGUAAAUAUUUUGCUAAAUUAAUUUUCUUUACAUGGCAUUUUAGUUAUUGUGUUCACAGUUAACAUAUAUGUUAAAUGUUAGUGUUCAUGAAUGUUAUUUUUGCCUUCACAAAUUGAAAAGUUUCUGUUUGAGAGGAUACAAGACAAAAGCAAUUGUUUUGAGUUAAAAGGGUCUGUAAUGACCUUGCUGUACAAAGGCAGUGUUAAACGCUUGUCACUGUUUUGUGAUACAGGAUAUACAUGAACAGCCACCAAUCAUUGUUUUUCAGUUAUUCCUGUAUAUCCUGUACAACCUUUCAUAGUCUACUUAUUAUUUCUGUUUGAAAAUGUGAGCUACUUUUUGUUAUAAUUACUUCAGAAUUUUACACUGCCUUACUUAAUUAUUGUGUAAUAGUAUACUGAAUGCUUGCACAAUGUGAACUGUAGAAAAUUCAACUAAGCUAUGUUAGUUGAAUAGUUUGAUCAUAAUCAAUUUGCUCUCACUUCUUAUUUGAUAAGUAAGUUUGUGUUGUAUAAAAGCAGAUGAUUAUGUGACAAAUGUUUGUGUGUACAUUCUUCCAAGGCAAUAUUGAAAUACUGUUUUGCCCCCAUUUUGCAGUAAACUUUUAAUUAUUGAUGGAAGCAGAAUACAUUAAUAUAAGACUGGCCAAAGCCAGUGAUUCUUCAGAAAGAACAUCAGGAAUUUUAUUGCAGAAGUCCACUAGUUUACUCCUUUUCAUAAGUGAAUAUUGUGUAAUUUCAUUAUAGUCCCACUGGUCCUUCCCCUUUUCCUAAAAACAGUCUUGUUGUAUUUAAUCAGGCCUGUUUUGUUCUGUUGUUGAAUCAAGAUCUCUUGCUUUCAGUAUACAAUGGUAACAAUUUUCUAUCUCUGUUUCAUAUUUGGCAGUUAAGUUUUUUGUAUAUGUAGUGAUCUGAAGUCCUUUGAUAAUGGCUAUUAUAUUGUUAUUUUCUCUGAUGAAGGCUAUCUGAAGAUUUUUCACGUGCUUCAUUAAAAAAAAAUGGGUGGGGGCAGCACCAUAAUACAUGUGUCAUCUGGUGUUUUAUUUUAUUUUAAAAAAAAAAAGAUGUGGAGCCCCUCCAUGCCCACACUGGCAUGAUGGCCAAUUUGAAAGGUCUACUGCUUUCUCUGUGUAAGGGUUAGUAUUCACUAAAGUGAUGUGUCGCAGGAUGUGGGUACUGCGAUAUUUGUGUACGUCUGGUUAAGAUUAACCAUUUACAUGCGCUCAUCUGAAGAUAGACUAGGUCGAAAGUCAAACGAAGGGCAGCAGUUUGAAGGGCAGAGGGAAAACAGUGCGAAGGCAAGCGCCAAGGGAAGAAAACCUCAGCAAUAGUUAGGUCAGGUAGUAAGAGCAGUAGCGGAUGUCUUACUGACUGCAAUAGGUCAUGGAAGUUAAGUUAGAGGCGGGUAUCAUGCAAGCGGAUACCGUGUCAAGCCAUAUGUUCAUCGUAAGAGAUCAGUCUGUGACAAUGCUGCAGCACGGUGCGCUGCAGUUUAGGCUUUGAGAGCUCCCUGCCGCACUGCAUCAGUGGUGGGUGAGCAUUGAAGCCAAGCGCUUGGAGAUGUGCGGUUGUGUAGCGGCACCUCUCCUCACUCGUUGACUGUGCUGACAGGCCCAGUGAGGGUUGCGGUUGAGUUUCUGAGUGUUGCGGACAACGUAGCCCAAGCCAUUGAGCAUCCUGAUCACUCUGGUAGUCCACUCGUUGGAGCAGAGCUGCUCUGAACUGACGGGCUUCGGUGUUCCUGCGGCGGCAUCUGUGUUCUUCUUCAGCGUGUCCGUCGCACUGUGGUUUUCCGCCGGCUGCAUAAGGGAAGCAGUGGCAGGUGUCUUCUCUUCACCUGUGGCGUCUGCACAGAUGUUGUGCACCAGCUGUGAGCACAAUUGCCGCAGCUGGCUGCAAGCCUCCUCCAUCUCUGCAGACAGGGUGGCCUUAAAAGCUGCCCUGUCUGCGUCCGUGGUGGCUUUGAAGGCCGCAGUCGCCUCCUCCGCCGGUGCACUUUACACAGUGUGGCGAGUUGUGGCAAUAUUUAGCCACAUGCCCUUCAGCUUGGCACCUGAAGCACUGUGGCUUAGGGUCCUUGUCUAGGUGGAGAGCUUCGAUGGUCACAAGAAAGGCUAAGAACUUCCUCAUCCCAAAGAUGUCACUGCCAUCCGUCACAUUUUCCACUACGACGAUGUACAGGGGCAGCAUCUUCUUAUUUAUCCGGUUGUGCAGCUUAGUAGUUGCACCCUGGAAUCCAGCACAUGACAUUCUCUUGGACCGUCUUCUCAUCACAUAUCCAAGGCAGCCCCCAAUCAGGGCCUUGCAGUGCUUCUCAUGCUGUUUUGGUGCAGUCCUCUUCUCCACAGUAGGUGGAUCAACAAUGUGGGCGGCCACAGCACUCUUAAGUGCGCAUUGUUCGGCCACGCUCGCUGCCUGCAGCUGGACAGUGGCGUCUGAGUCCAGGAACUCUACGCCUACUUCUUCCCUGCAGCAGUUGGCUAUGAUAUCACACAUCACUGCCCAUGACCCUAAUACUGCACCAAAUGUACAGAGGAGGGUGGGACAGGUGUAUGACAUUUGUCGCACGUCUGUUCUGCAUUCCUGGUGGGUUGCAGUGUCAAAGGCUUCUUCUCUGUAUCUGCCUUCUUCUUCUGCCCAUUCUGUGACGCAAAGACACAACAAUUUUGCUGUGUCAUAAUAACGACGCACGACAAUUUGCUUAGCAUCGCACCACAGUCCAAGCACAGCUUCACAGCUCUUCUUCUGGCCAAGCACAGGUAACUCACUUCACCAGUGAUGUACGCCCUCUGCUGCUCAAGUGCAACUUGUGUCAUCUGGUAAACACUGACUAACUUACAUCCUUACCAAUUUUAUGCAUUACAUACCUGUUUUGGACGAAAAAAGAUGAUCUCAUUGAAACAAAAUUUUGAAGAGAGAGAGAGAGAGAGAGAGAGAGAGAGAGAGAGAGAGAGAGAGUAUGUACACUAAAACCGGGUGGACUCCAUAUGGCACUACAUUGAAAAUAAGUGUAAUGACUGUUUUUAUUAUCGGUCCAUCUUAUUUAAGGUGAAACAGAGCAAGUGAGACCAUAAAUUGCUGCACUGGUUGGACUUAAACAAUAACAAAUCUUUUACUUUUGUCAAUUAUAUUAUCAGUUUACAGAAGAAAGAAUUUUUUUUCUUAGCUUACUUAAAAAGACAUCAAAACUACUGGGCUCAUGAUAUUCCUUUCCAAGUUCCAUGUUAAUGCUAAGUAUAUGCAUUUAUGGGCAACAGGGGUGAAGUGCAAGGGCCACUCUUUUUUAAUACCGUGGUUCUGGAAUCUGUCCAAUAUCAUUAUUAGGUAUUUAUUAUGAAUAUUUUGUUAAAAGAGUGAUAAAUGAAAUUGAAUUGUUAAUGAAAAAUUGUCACUCAUUAUCUAAAAGUACAACAUUGCAAGAAUUAAUUUUAUUGCAGACAGUCAGUUUAUGUACAUUAAUACAUUGUUAACUCAGUAUUGUAACUAAUGAAUGAUGUGAAAAGAUAAUUGAAAGGUUUGCUACAAGAAAAGGAGAUAGCUCCAGUUUUCCAAAUUUUCGAUGUAUUGAAAGAAAUGUUUUUAAAAAUCAGAAUUCUUAUUGUGUGAAAAAUAGUCUUUCAGAUAAAGUUCUAUAAUGCUUCUAACCUGUUAUGACAGCCUAUUCACUGUAAAAUAUAUUUCUCAGAUCAUGUGAUGUAUCUCAUCGUUGGAUGAGAUUUCUUGUCACAAAAUAGAUCUUCAGUCUACUUUUAGGAAAUAGAUUUCAUAAUAAGUAAAUUUUAUAUGCCAUGGCACUACGCAAAUGCCGUUUAACAAAUUUGUUCCUUUUUAUCUCCAAGGGGAACAGAAUGCCCAUUUUCACUCUUCUUUGUUAAAACUUGUUGAUUCUUAUGAGUCCUCAUAAUUAGCAUCUUGUGCUCACUUUUUACGUAUCUUAUUAAAAGAAUCUAGUAGGCACACUUUUCCAUGAGUAGUAGGUUUACUGAAACACACAAUCAUAGUCAGUAACUCAAUGUAAUUUAUUUUUUCUGCAUACAUGUUUGUAUGCCCACACAAUCAUAGCCAGCAAUUUGAAGUAAUUUAUCUUCUCUAUGUACAUUUUUGUAUGUCUUUCAUUCAGUCAUCUAUCAUUUCCUUACAUUUCAUAGCCAUUCAAAAAGUUCCAAAAAAUUCACCUUUUUCUAAACAGGAAUACAAUUAGUAUUUACACUAGCUUUGUUAGAAGUGAUUUCUUCUUCAUUAGCAGUUUCAUAUAGAUUAUUACAACCAGAAAUACACACUCAUCUCUUGGGAAUUACUCAUUAUUCUUACAAUAAUAUGCAGUAUUUAAUUUAUUAGAACUACUACUGUGAGACACAACUGAAAAACAUGUGAUAACACCAUUUCUGUAAACAGAUCACAUUUGUUGUCUAAUGCAACAAAGAAAACAAGCCAGCAAGACUGGCAGUCAUCCCUCCCCUCCCUCUCCCCUGUCUUGAUGAAUAGGGAACAAAGGGCUGGAGCUACACCCUUCUUGGAUACAACGAAAGGCCUUUUCUCUCUCUCUCCCUUCACCCCCCUCCCCCAAAGUUUUUGCAAGUAACUCCAAACUCAAUCAGGGUUAAGGGUUAAGCUAUCUACAUUUUGUAGCAAACCCUUCAAUAUAUCCAUGGCUUCAAAUUUCUGGAAAAGGUAAACACAUUUACCCAUCUUCCCAUUCCAUGUAACAAAUAUCAUUGUCCUCUGAUCAUGUAUAGAUGAAGGAGAACAAGUUUGAAUUUUUCUUGCAGAUUUCAUUGUUUCAGUAUUCCUCUUUACUUCAGCCAAAAUUCUGUCCACUAAGAAAUUUUUUUGUCUUUUUAGAUGAAAAUCUAUCAGUGUCCUCUAUACAGAAUUCAGCAUCUGAAAGUGCUUAUUGUAAUAACUUGUAAUAAUUCCUUGAAAUAUGCUCUUCCUUUUCUUUACUUUUACUGUUAUAACUGGACCAUAGUUGUAGUUUGUUUUCCAAAGACAGAAUAGGGCCAGGAUAAGUGUGCAUUAUGGUAUGCUUUUCCCCCAGAACACACAGGAUGCACUACCCCAGUAAGAAAUAAUCAUGGGGUAAGUGUUUGCCAUGAAACUAAUGAGACUAAAUCAUACAAAAGAAUAAUCAUUUGGCUCUUUCAGAUUAGGAAUGAUGAUGAAUAAUAUUGCAAACAAUAUAAUCAUAAUAUGAUAGUAGAUUCCUUCGUAAUCAGAGUUCAAAAACAUACCGUACUCUCUAAAUUAAAGCUUUCACAGUUCUGUCAUAGAUAAUGAAAUAUCUGCUAAGAUGAAUGUAGAGAUAGCUUCGAUCUAAUGGUGGACAGAAGUACUGAGUAAUAUUUCACUUUUCACAACAGUGAGCUGCAGUGUACGGUUGACAGCCAAAGAAUGUCAUGUCGAGUACACUUACACUUGCACCACUUCACUCAAUUGAAAGCCAAGGUGUAUAGUGAUAGACUGGAACAAAACCUUGUUCCAGGGUGUUCAGCUUGGUUUAUUCUAUGAGUUACUGCCUUCAGUGAAAACCCCAAUACCACUGUCACAGUUUCUAAUUUUUCCUCUACAGCUGAUUGCCUCAGCUUAUGGUGUCUAAAUGAUCAUGUAUCAUCAAGUGAAAUAGUAGUUGUAUUUUACUAUUACAGUACUGCAUAAAUCAUAGGAAAACAUCUGACAACUCACUUAAACAGACACACCAAAUUGUCAUAAAACUCUUCUUUCACACAAAUGUUCAAAGGGUUAAUGACAGAUUUCAUUUAAAAAAUUACAAUAAAAUAUGUCUGAGUAAUCCUUUUAUAGAAAAUUGAUUUUAUCUCAACAGUAUCUCAGUUUCAUUUGGAAAGUGAUGCAAGCGAAGAAUAUCAAAGACGCUUGCAUUUAUAUAUUAGUCAGUACAUCUCACUCACAUUGCCUUUACACUGUCAGGUAGUAUAAAAGCCUGAUCUCUCACAUUUUUUGUUGUUAAGGUAUUGGUAGGAAAUAUCUCCUGCAAUUUUUAUUCUCUACCACAGAUCUUGUUUGCUAUGCCCAAACCACCUCUGCUUGUCUUUUUUUCUUACCUCCAACUAAACAUUGAAUUUGUAGUAUAUCUCUGUUUCUUUUAACGUGUCUAGACAAACAUAUUUCUUUAUAUUAUUUCAUCAUACCAGCCUUUUCUUUCAUGCCAGUCAACGUCAUUUCACACUCCUCUGUUUUACUGUCUUUUUCACAAGCCUAUACCUGUACUGUAUGUUGCACUAUAUGUUGUGCUGUGAUGUAAUUCUUAGAUAUGUAUUACCUUUUUGUAAUAUUUUCAUGCUUUACAGGAAUCUUCCAAUAUUCUGCUACAAUCAUUGAAAUAUUUGUUAUCUUGUAGUAAAGUGCUAACAAAUUAUUUGAGAUUUCCCCAGUUUGUUGAGGUGGUGUACCUAAUAUAAAACCGGCUCCUUCAGCUCUCCUUUUCACAGUCAGUACAUAUCUUUGUACUUUUCCUGGUCAGUACAUAUCUUUGUCUAUGCACUAGUUUAAUGAAUAGAAUUGUGAGGAAGGAAAGAUCAGUAUUGAACUGAGUGAUUGAUUGUCCCAUACUCUUUUUUCAUAAGUGUGUAAUGGUAGGUGUAUGGUAAUGACAUCAGAAUACUGGGUACUGUACUGCAAACAAUAAUUAGAACACCAGUAUCUUUUACAAGUACAAUUACUGUCAACAAUACUUAUAUAACUGGCCAACACUCAAUUAACAGUGGAGUACAGUGUGCCUUUAUCAUCACUUUUAUAUUUUUGCAGUUCUUCCUAUUCGAAGGAGUAUAAGUGCUACUUAACUAAUAUUGUGCAUUAUGUGAAAAAAGAAAGAGAUGUAAUUUUGUUAAAAGUAUUGUAGUUUUUAGUUGAUGAACUUUGUAAACUGUAAAAUUUUCUACUGCAGUUUUCAAUUAUGAUCUUUCAUGAAAUGUUCAAAUACAUAUAUUGCCUGUAAAGGUACUAUGAUGUCUUUACAAAUUUUUCUACAUUGUUGUAACAGUGCCAGCAAUUGAAUUAAUUUCAAAUGUCAAUCAUAAUUUAUGUACUUCUCCAGCAUUUCAUGCAUCACGCAAACUGGAUCUAAUUGCUGUAAUCUAACAUAAAAGCUGUAAUUUCUUGUAAGUUUCAUGUAUGUGUUGUAUCUGCUCAUAAAGCAUUUAUUUAUCUUUGUUACACAA